AAAAAUAAGUCGAGUUUUCCUUCCUGACGCUAUAACUCCAGAACGCACAAACAGAUUUCCACAGUUUUGCAUUUGUUGAAAAGGUCUCGGGCUCCGUGAGGUUUAUAGCCAAGAAAAUUCAGGAAAAUUUCAAUAGAAAAGCGAGAAAAUAGGGAUAUCAUUUUUUUAAUACAGCGCCAUCUCUGAUACAUAGCAUGUACUACAAACCAAUAUUUUAAGAAGAUGGCGACGGUGCGUGACACAUUGUUUGACAGCUACUUAUUGUUUUCUUCUCAGUUAAUUUCAUGUGACAAACCGGUGUGAAAUUGUGAAAAAAAAGUAAAAAAAAUAAGUUAUUCGUUUCUUAACAUUUUAAUUGGAAACCAUCAAAACAAUCACGUGUAUUGUGUACAUUUUUAUUCAAUUUCAACAGCAGGUAUUUGUCUUUAAGGUGUUAAAAAUGCCUAGAGGACGACGUGCGAACAUCGGUCGCCGCACAAGACAUGCAAGUCAGCAACAAGUGUAUUCACAGAACUUAAGCGAAGAAAGACAAAAUAUAAUAAGAGAAAAUGCCCGAUUGAGACAACGCGUGAGCACACGAAGAUCAUUGGCAUCAUACAAUCGCUUGGCAUUCCAAUAUGAUCCCACUGCGAACUACAGUGAUGAUGAAAAUUUAAAUAUUGGACCAAUGACGACUGUAUGCCGAUAUUGCAAUGCGUUAAAGUUCAAAAGAGAAACGGCUGGAUUGUGCUGCGCAAGUGGAAAAGUCAAACUGGAUCCAUUACUUACACCACCACAGCCACUGAAACCAUUGUUCGAUGGAAGUGAUCCCGAUUCCAGCCAUUUUCUUCAACACAUCCUUGAAUACAAUAACUGCUUUCGCAUGACUUCCUUUGGAGCUAAUAUCAUUCGAGAAGGCGGCUUCAUGCCGACUUGCAAGAUACAAGGACAAAUAUAUCAUUUGCAUGGUUCAAUGGUGCCAACACCAGAUGAACCGCAUCAAUUUCUGCAAAUAUAUUUCAUUUCGUCGAUGGUGGAUCAGCUGAAUGUGCGGUGUAAUAUUCAGGGAACACAACAGUUAAAGAGACGGAUUAUUGAACAGUUGCAAGCAUUUUUUCACGCUAAUAACGCUGUGGUUAAUAUGUUCAAAACACCAUUGGAACGAAUGCCAUCGGAUACGCACAAAUUUGUCAUAAGAGCGGAUUGUACCCCAACAGGUGAACAUGUGCGAAGAUUCAAUGCACCCACCGUUAAUGAUGUUGCUGCAAUUAUUGUUGGCGAUCCAACUAAAUCGCGAGACAUUGUCGUUCAGCGAAGAAGCAAUAUCAUGCAUCGUGUAAACGAGACACAUCGUUUGUACGAUGCGUUACAAUAUCCAAUCAUUUAUUGGCAAGGGCAAGACGGAUACGACAUCACGUUGAAGAUGGUCGAUCCAAUUACAAGCGUAUCAACGAAUAAAAAUCUAAGCGCAAUGAAUUACUAUGCGUAUCGUAUGAUGAUUCGUACACAUGAGGAGAAUGUCAUUCUGAAGUGCCGUCGGCUAUUCCAGCAAUUCGCUGUCGACAUGUAUGUCAAAGUCGAGACAGAACGUUUAGCGUUCAUCCGAUUCAAUCAGGCAAAGCUACGAUCUGAGGACUAUAUACACUUGCGUGAUGCUAUUCAUUCAGAUGGUGAUGUUCAGAGUAUUGGACGUCUGACGAUUCUCCCAUCAUCUUAUAUCGGAAGCCCACGCCACAUGCACGAAUACGCUCAAGACGCUAUGACGUACGUGCGAAAUUAUGGAACUCCCGAUUUAUUUAUUACGUUCACUUGCAAUCCGAAGUGGACGGAAAUUGAACGUGAGUUGGAACCGGGCCAAAAACCGCAAGAUCGCCAUGACAUAAUAGCCAGAGUAUUUCAGCAAAAACUCAAGGUCAUGAUGGAUGUGCUUACUAAGUAUCGAGUUUUUGGUGACACACGUUGUUAUAUGUACUCGGUGGAAUGGCAGAAGCGUGGACUACCGCAUGCUCAUAUCCUAACUUGGUUGCUGAACAAAUUACAUUCAAAUGAAGUGGAUGACAUCAUAUCAGCUGAAAUUCCUGAUCCAGUCACUGAUCCCCAUCUACACGACAUUGUGACGACACAGAUGGUGCAUGGACCGUGCGGUGCAUUAAAUCCAUUAUCGCCUUGCAUGACUGAUGGAAAGUGCACAAAACGAUAUCCGCGACCGUUAGUUGCUGAAACAGUUACAGGGAACGACGGAUAUCCAGUAUAUCGUCGGCGUUCAAAAGAAGAUAAUGGUCGAACUAUCAAAGUUAAAGUUCAAAAUCAAGAGAUUGAGAUCGGAAAUGAAUUCAUUGUACCAUAUUGCCCGCUACUAUCACGAAUUUUUGAAACACAUGUAAACGUUGAGAGUUGUCAUUCGGCCAAAUCAAUCAAAUAUUUGUGCAAGUACGUCACAAAAGGCAGCGACAUGGCUGUGUUUGGUAUUGCGUCGGAAAAUGCGAAUGACGAAAUCAGCAACUUCCAAAUGGGCAGAUACGUCAGUACUAAUGAAGCACUGUGGCGAUUAUUUUCAUUUCUAAUUCAUGAAAGAUAUCCCACAGUUGUACAUUUAGCAGUGCAUUUGGAAAAUGGCCAAAGAGUUUACUUCACUGAAGCUAAUGCAGCACAACGAGCUGAGAGACCACCAUCGACAACAUUGACUAGCUUCUUUGCAAUGUGUGAAGCAGAUCCAUUCGCAGCGACGCUGAUGUACGUUGAAAUGCCUAAGUAUUACACUUGGAAUCAAUCAACAAAGAAAUUCCAACGUCGCAAACAAGGAACCCCAGUUCCAGAUUGGCCACAGGUGUUUUCCACUGAUGCACUAGGUCGCAUGUAUACUGUUCAUCCUAGAAAUGAUGAAUGUUUUUAUUUGCGACUGCUGUUGGUAAAUGUACGUGGACCAAAAUCAUUUGCGCAUUUGAAAACUGUGAAUGGCCACCAAUGCCAAACAUAUCGAGAAGCAUGUCAACUAUUGGGUUUGCUAGAGAACGAUUCUCAUUGGGAUUUAACACUUGCGGAUUCAGUUGUUUCAUCAAAUGCGUACCAAAUACGAACGCUGUUCGCAAUUAUCAUCACCACAUGUCUUCCUUCACAACCAAUUCAGUUAUGGAACAAAUACAAAGACGACAUAUGUGAAGAUAUCUUACAUCGCUUGCGCAUUCAAACGAAUAAUCCUGACAUGCAAAUAACCGAUGAAAUCUACAAUGAAGGAUUGAUUCUGAUUGAGGAUCAAUGCUUGACUAUUGCAAACAAGCUACUGAUUGAAGUAGGAAUGAUUGCACCAAAUCGAUCGAUACACGAUGCAUUCAACCAAGAAUUAAAUCGAGAGCUGCAAUACAAUGUUGAUACAUUGCAGGAAUUCGUUCAAAAUAAUGUGCCGUUGCUGAAUGAACAGCAAAAACCAGUAUACGAAACAUUAAUGCAAGCGGUGGACAAUAAUACUGGUGGUCUAUUCUUCCUGGACGCAUCUGGAGGAACAGGGAAAACAUUUGUCAUUUCAUUGAUUUUGGCCACUAUUCGAUCAACAGGUGACAUAGCUUUGGCGUUAGCAUCAUCUGGAAUUGCGGCGAUUCUUCUAGAUGGCGGUCGUACUGCUUAUUCUGCGCUUAAGUUGCCACUCAAUUUAAACACAAUUGAGACUCCAACAUGCAAUAUUUCCCGAUCCAGUGCAAUGAGAAAAUUGUUGACGCAAUGCAAGCUCAUUGUUUGGGAUGAGUGCACAAUGGCACAUAAGAAAUCACUUGAAGCACUUAACUUCACACUGAAGGAUCUUCGGCGAAAUAACAACAUUUUUGGCGGCUUGAUGAUAUUGUUGGCAGGCGAUUUCAGGCAGACGUUGCCAGUAAUUCCCCGUGGAACGCCUGCAGAUGAAUUGAAUGCUUGCCUGAAGGCAUCACCUUUAUGGAAUAACGUAAAAACAUUAUAG
This is a messenger RNA of Danaus plexippus (monarch butterfly), 3928 nucleotides long. RefSeq lists its product as uncharacterized. The transcript has 4 exons. Gene Ontology annotation, molecular function: DNA helicase activity. Gene Ontology annotation, biological process: telomere maintenance; DNA repair. The record is from RefSeq and is a predicted model, not a curated record. Lineage: Eukaryota; Metazoa; Arthropoda; Insecta; Lepidoptera; Nymphalidae. The coding region runs from base 440 to 3928 and encodes 1162 amino acids.